Molecule: messenger RNA, 1406 nt
Organism: Brassica oleracea var. oleracea
Lineage: Eukaryota; Viridiplantae; Streptophyta; Magnoliopsida; Brassicales; Brassicaceae
Product: nudix hydrolase 15, mitochondrial
Exons: 5
Coding region: 90-962 (290 amino acids)
Biological process (GO): coenzyme A catabolic process
Molecular function (GO): coenzyme A diphosphatase activity; acetyl-CoA hydrolase activity
Source: RefSeq, a predicted model, not a curated record
GUCGAACUUUUUCCAAUCUAAACUGCUUGUUUCGGAUCUCCUUUCUUCUCAUUAGAUUUCGCCACACACGGAAUCCAUUUUCCCUUUUGAUGUUUUUACUCCAUCGCAGGCUUCCUUUACUCGCACGCACAACCUUCCUCUGCAAUUCCAUGGAGCCUGCGUUGACUACGACGGCGGCAUCCUCUUUCGGUGGGUCUCCUCGACUCGCCGCCCUGGCUCAGCAACUGCGGAUGUACAAGCCGCCGCCUUCUUCAUCGUUCGACGACGACGCCGAGGAGAUGCAGGCGGAUCAGGAGAGCGCAGGGAAGGUGGUAUCUCAGGUUGGGUUUCAGGAAUCCAUGACUCCGGUUCCGAAAGAUCCUGAGAGGUUCAGACCGAAGCGAGCUGCUGUGUUGAUCUGUAUCUUCGAAGGAGAGGAGGGUGAUCUACGCGUCAUCCUCACUAAGAGGUCUUCCAGAUUGUCUACUCACUCGGGAGAAGUUUCACUGCCGGGUGGUAAAGCGGAGGAGGAUGAUAAAGAUGAUGGGAUGACUGCAACCAGAGAGGCUGAGGAAGAGAUUGGAUUGGACCCUUCUCUUGUUGAUAUUGUCACCUCUCUCGAACCUUUUCUGUCAAAGCAUCUCCUAAGAGUAAUACCUGUGAUAGGAAUCUUGAAGGACAAAAAAUCAUUCAAUCCGAAACCAAAUCCUGCGGAAGUGGAAGCUGUGUUUGAUGCACCUUUAGAAAUGUUCCUUAAGGAUGAGAACAGAAGAUCUGAAGAGAGAGAGUGGAUGGGAGAAAAGUAUCUGAUCCACUACUUUGACUACCGAACAGGAGACAAAGAUUAUACGAUAUGGGGUUUAACUGCCGGGAUUUUGAUCAGAGCUGCAUCCGUGACUUAUCAAAGACCACCUGCUUUCAUCGAGCAGUGCCCUAAGUUUAAGUAUCCUAAAAUGGUAGAGAAAAAUACUUGUAUGCCUUAAUGAACAUAACUUAAAUGGUGUUUCCUAGAUUGGUCUUCUUCCAUUAGAACAUCAAACAAGGUGCAAUAACAAUCCAUGCAACUGAUUAUGUACCAGUGAAUGCAGAACUAGGCUACUUAUGUAUAUGCGGGCAUCUCUUGUUCAUGUCCAGAUGACACAUCUCAUGUCAAUUUUCCAUGAAUCUUCUCUUUAUGAGGAGAUACUUGGAGGGGUUUCAUCUCGUCAAUGAUCUAGACAAAAGUUGGCUGCUUAUGGUUCACCCUCAGUUGUUGAUUUGGAGGACAACUCAAGACUCACCCUCAAAAGCUCAUUUUCUAUUGUAAAACUUGUGAAAUAAAUAAAUUUGUAACCCUAAACACAAUUUGAAAGAAAACUUGUCUUAUGAACCUUGUAAUAUUUGUAUUGAUUUGUGGCGAUUAAUUGCAUUAUUAUCUCUGGACUAGA